Molecule: messenger RNA, 594 nt
Organism: Symbiodinium sp. CCMP2592
Lineage: Eukaryota; Dinophyceae; Suessiales; Symbiodiniaceae
Source: the annotation of a GenBank genome assembly
AUGCGUGUUCGAUGCGUGGCAUCUUCGGAGAGCACGGAAGAGGCCAGUGUCCAGGUGGAGGAUGGUGUUGCAACUGAAACAACGAUACACGCGCGAUUUGGGACUGCUCAUCUCGUACCUUUCCUGGACCGCCAGCCAGACAGGCUUGAAAGCUGGCGCAAACUGUGUGAGGCGGACAAACAACCCGAACAGGAUGUGAAUCAGCUCUACUCCUCCUUCACGGAGCGAGGCUUGAGCUACGGAGUUUCUUUUCAGACGUUGACCAGCACAGCGUGCUUCACCGAGCUUGGAGCUCUUGCUCGAUUGCAGGAUCCAUGCAAGGUGGAGUGCGCCUCCUGGGAGAAAUCCCUGCAGUUACUGCAUCCUGCACAGCUCGACGGGGCGCUGCUCGUAGAGCUGGCCGCCCGCGGAGAGAAAUCCACGUACCUUCCCUUUGCCGUGCGCCGGACAACGAUCGCGGCGCAAUGCACUUCGGGGGACCUCUGGGCUGCUGUCCGUGUCCAGGAGCGCUCGGAGGCCUCCUUACUGGCCGAUGUUGAAAUCUUCAAUUCCGAUGGCCAGCUGGCUGCGCGUUUGGAGGGGGCCAGCUGCUGA